Messenger RNA from Penicillium crustosum, 3684 nucleotides. RefSeq lists its product as uncharacterized. Gene Ontology annotation, biological process: metal ion transport; transmembrane transport. Gene Ontology annotation, cellular component: membrane. The record is from RefSeq and is a predicted model, not a curated record. NCBI's taxonomy places the organism in Eukaryota, Fungi, Ascomycota, Eurotiomycetes, Eurotiales, Aspergillaceae. Bases 1 to 3684 code for a protein of 1227 amino acids. The transcript is spliced from 8 exons. Gene Ontology annotation, molecular function: metal ion transmembrane transporter activity; protein binding.
AUGGAAAAUUAUAUGGAAGACGAUGAAAAGAAGUGGUUAACUGCUGCUGGAAAGGGGGAACAUGAGAAAAUGCAAUCGAUUGCUCGUCGGCUGGGCCCCGAUCAACUGGAAACUCAUCUACUGGAGACACGUACCAAGGAUGGGAAGACCGCCUUACAUCUAGCCGCUGAAGAGGGACAUGGAGACGUCCUUUGGUAUUUACUUAAACAAGGAGCUAGCGUGGCUGCUCGAGAUGUUGAGAAGCGCACCGCAUUUGUUCUCGCUGCUGAAUCUGGGCAUUCAGGUCUCCUGAAGUGUUUGCGUGAGUAUGGUGCGGAUAUCAAUGCACGGGAUAUCAAUGGAGAUACUGCCUUCCUUAGUGCAGCUAAGUAUGGGCGCCUGGAUGCUGUCAAAGAAAUCUUUGAGAAAGAAACUAUCUUAGGAAGAGCUGGACUUCUCGAGAGCCGAAAUCUCGACAAGAUGACUGCUUUCCUCCAUGCUGCCAAUUUUGGAAGCUUCAGAACCCUGAGGUACUUGGUGGACCAAGGAUCAAACACCACCGAUCGCGAUAUGAAUCAAGAUUCAGCACUUGACCUUGCUAUCAAAGGAAAGCAUCUUGCCAUUGCGAAAUGGUUACUUCAUAAUGAUGUGAACAUUACUUCUCGGGAUGUUGACGAGCAAAAUGUGUUACACCGUGCUUGUGAGGCUGGGAAUACCAAUAUCAUUGAUGCAAUUCUUGAUCGGCCAUUAAACAUCUCGGAAGAAGUAUUCCACCGACUUCAAAGACAGAUGAUGGUUGCACAAGAUGCGUGGGGAAAAACGCCUUUGGAACUUGCUGUAUCAGGAACGUCUCACAAUCGACACGAAAUUGUGCUCCGGCUGUUGAGGACAGAAGUACAUUCCCCUCAGGAUCCUGCAGACUUUGAACCGUAUCUAUCCCCCAAAAGUAAACUGGGACCAAUAAUUGAGGUCUUGUCUGAUUGGAUCAGAGACAACGAGCGUGAACGCGACGAAUCCUCCGACGAAAACUUGGAAAAGAAAAAUCGAGCCGCAGUUACCUUUUUUGCUUUAUCAAAUGGUCUCGACGGACUUUUGGAUCUCUGUUUGACACGUUGGGUUAUUCUCGACUUAGAAAGAGAGGCAAGAUCGUGGGUCAAUGUUGCCGCACUCGGCGGAAGUGUCCAUGUUAUGGAGAAGGUCCUCGAGGCGACAGGACACGCACAGCCUAUUUCACUCUAUCUGGCAGCUAAGCAUGGACAUCAACAAUUGUUGUCUGUCCUGCUGAAUCACCUUUCCUCAGAACAACAUGAGCCUAGCUCUGAUUAUAUCUUGGAUGCCAUUCUUAAAAGCAAAUCUCUAAGAAUGGACGUGGACGAAGGAGACAGCGAUGACAACAGUGACAAACAAACCUUGAUUUCACUUGCGGCAGCAGGAGACACCAGGAGUCACCACGAAACCAAGAUAUGGCUGUGGAAAACUUUAUCUGAGAAGAUACUGAACGAUACAGUAUCCUUUUCAAAAUCAGAGGUGAACUUUCAGGUGUUCUUGGAGCUUGUUACUCGGUUUGAAUCACCUGAUAUUGUUCAAAUUCUAGGAUCUGUUCUUGAUGUAUUAUGGGUGCGGGUCAUUGAGCUUACACGGGUCAGAAAUACAUUCCUUUCGGAGGGCUCGAUCAGGCCCGGGCUCACUGCUUUAUACCAGGCCAUUGCUCUUGGCUUUCCCACUGUGGCUUUCCACUUUCUUACAAGGCGAGGUUACCUAACCGCCGAUGAAUACCGCCAAUGCAAUCGUAUUAUGGAUUCUUUGCCAUCUCAUAAUAUUCCUUUACGUGAGCGCCUGCAAUACAAGAUGAUCGAAAAUAUUCUUGAAAAUCCUCCACGCAUGACGCAUCGUCAAGCUCAGGUGGUUGACCAUACACCCAUUGGUCGAUAUCGAUCUGAAGACGACACAGGGGAGAUACGUGGAGAGAUAAUUGACUUUUGGAAUUAUCAAGAAAGACCAUUCAAGUUUCGAGUCCAGCGGAGUCUCAUUGCUGAUAUUGUUGACAACAAAGGACCAGAAGUCAUAAUGAACAAAAUAGAGUAUCACUAUAUUAAAGACCUCGAAAAGGACAUUCUUGAGGGAGAGCUUAGACAUAAACCUAAGCCCAUGACACCGAGCAUUCGAUGGAUUCAUAUCCCCGUGAACAACAAUCUCGUUCACAAGAUUUUUGAGAAGAAAAACUCCCGCUCCUUGUCUGCUUUUGUUCGGCAAAGUGGUACAGAAGUUCGUGCUGGUGGAAUAGGAAAACGGUACAUGAAUCCGAAAUCUGUUAUAAUGAGGACUCCCAAUUCAGCAGCAUUUAGUGAUCUUUUAGCUGUGGAAGCUGGUGACGCGGGCCUCAAAGCUAAUGCCGAUGGGCAAGGGGCAGGCUCUAUCAGGAAGAUUGCUCUCUUCAUGCCCUUUAUAUUUUGGCAGAAAUGGUCGGAUAUGUUGCCCCAACAACGACAAACUGCUGAAGUCAACGAGGAUCAGCAAAGGAAUGGCCAGUCUUUUGACAUGGGCAAUACCUCACAUGAGUCUAUGACACUCGAUCAAUUUUAUCAUGUCUCUCUCAGUGACACUAUGGAACGAGAUACAGACCAAGUCCUCUCGCGCUGUUACGGCAACCCAAAUCCAUACCCAAUAAAUAACCCAACUAAUAUCUUGAUUGUGGACCAAUUAUGGCUAUGGAUCCUUGACGAUAACCAUCAUUACAAGCACAACGGCAGCACCAGGGGGGUGGAGAGCGUUUUCUUUGAUCGAGUCUUGGCUGCACUUAGGGCACAGGAGCAUGUCUCAUCUGUGACAGUCCACUUUCUGAUGCACUUGAUUCUCAAUACAGCCACAGGCUUGUUCAGAAAGAACGAUAUCGCCGUUUCUGGUAGGAAUGUAUCACCCUUGGGUGUCUUCCGAGAAACCAUCGUGAAAGUGACAACACAAGAGACAGAGCUGUUCGAGGCGUUCAAAAAAUCCCUCUUACCGAAAGAAUACGAGAAAAGCGAUCCAAAAUGGAAAAACUGGUUCAAAGCAUGGCGGAAACCACAAAAACCACUUACCAACGGAGAUCAGGAAAACGGGAAUCAAGAAGGGAGAGAUCAAACGCAUGAACAGCACAAUGCGAAUCCUCAUUUGGGAAUCUUAGAGGAGACUAAGCUCUUAAAAGAGGUCAAAGAUAUACACGAAGAGCUCAAUAUGUUGAAAAAGGUGGCCCAAGACCAGGAAAACGUCUGGCAGCAAGCUUUGCAGCCGGAAAAUGACUAUGGUGAAAUUUCGGGUGGUUUCAAUCCGUCUGAGAUCAAGGCUGAGAUUGAGGAAAUGAUUCAACAAACUGAAACGGUCAAACGGUCUCUCUCAACUCUUUUGGACUUGAAACAAAAACAAGCCAAUAUUUUCGAAGCGGAGUAUACACGAAAACAAAGCGAAGACACUGCGAUACAAGGUGAUACAGUCAUGGUGUUCACAGUGGUCACCAUCCUCUUUCUCCCUGCGUCCUUCUUGACCAGCCUGUUUGCAUUGGACGUGUCAGACUUUCCACAUGAGGGUGGUAAUGUUAGCUAUCAGGGAUGGUGGAUAUUUCCGAUAAUAUUUGGGGUUUCUAUUGCGAUCUCUGGCUUUUUUAUUGUUGUCGCUUUUAAUGCUAGGGCAUUGAAGAAUUUGGGGGCCUUGGUGGUAGCGACUACGUGA